Molecule: messenger RNA, 716 nt
Organism: Populus trichocarpa (black cottonwood)
Lineage: Eukaryota; Viridiplantae; Streptophyta; Magnoliopsida; Malpighiales; Salicaceae
Exons: 2
Coding region: 241-510 (89 amino acids)
Source: RefSeq, a predicted model, not a curated record
GAAAGUCGUAGGUGAAGCUGCCAUUGACUUGGUAAGAAAAGGCUUGUUGGAAACUUCCUUCAACAAAAACGCGUUUUUACUAAUUCACAUCUGCAGGAUUGCCUUAAUAAAGCAAAGCCUCUCAUCCUUUGCUUCUAAUCUAGAAAAAAAAAAGGGAAAAAAAAGUGCAAAAAGCCUCUCUUUGAUCGAUUGCUGCAGGAUAGACACAAGGGUUUCUUGUUUUGGUGUUUCUCAGAAGAUAUGUGUCCUUUCAGGUUUAUCUUGGUGUUUUUGUCAGCAGUUUUGGCUGGAUAUUUUGCAUGGAAGACAGUGCGAUCGUCGCCAGAGAUUGACGACAUGGUUUCCGAUGAUUCAACGGCUGAAAAGACUUCAUUGGAAGAUAAACAAGAAUUCAAUUCGAAAAGGAUGAUUCAAAAUGGAUUCUGGGUAUUUGUCGACAUGGCCAGUGGGAGCUACUUGUGGAGGAAUUUGAAGGAGAUGAAGAAAGAUGCGACCUUGAAAAGCUCGUAAGGUUUAAUCAAUGGGAUCUGUUUGGAUUUCCUUCUUCUUUUUUGUAAAUAAUAAGAUCUCUGUAUCAUAACAGUGGGGGGAAUUUGUGCUGUUGAGGAUGGGAGGAGGGGGCUGUGUUUUGCUAGUUGCUAGUCAAGAGAUGUCAAAACAUGCUGCAACUGUAGAAUGUCAAUUGAGAAUCCUUCGAUUAAUGGAUAUUAACUUUA